This is a messenger RNA of Suillus paluster, 2016 nucleotides long. RefSeq lists its product as uncharacterized. The transcript has 9 exons. Bases 1 to 2016 code for a protein of 671 amino acids. Lineage: Eukaryota; Fungi; Basidiomycota; Agaricomycetes; Boletales; Suillaceae. The record is from RefSeq and is a predicted model, not a curated record.
AUGCUGGCAAAACACAACGACUCCCCUCCGUUCGCCGAUCACAAGGAUCUACACAAGGUCAUCAACACCACCGAACUUGGCGAUGUCCCCUGGCAAUGUCUCUCAGUUCAGUACGUGGGGGAACGCUCUGAGGAUAAUGUCCCGCCAUGGAUGGACAAUGAAUAUGAAGUCUGGUAUAGGGACCCCCGCUUGAUGGUGCAUAAUAUGCUAGCAAACCCUACCUACAAGGGUGAGAUUGACUAUGCGCUGUUCCGAGAGUAUGACACGUCGGAUAACACAUGCCGAUGGAAAGACUUUAUGUCUGGAGACUGGGCAUGGCAGCAGGCUGAUGACAUAUCGAAUGAUCACAAUACGCAUGGAUCGAUGUUCAUUCCGAUCAUUCUCGGUAGCGACAAGACUACUGUCUCCGUCGGUACAGGCAACAAUGAGUACUAUCCGUUGUAUGCAUCAAUUGGUAAUGUACAUAACAAUGUGCAGCGCGCACACCGCGAUGCUCUCGUCGUCAUUGGUUUCCUCUCUAUACCCAAAACUAAUAGGAAAUAUACUCAUGAUGACACAUUUCGUACAUUUCGUCGCCAGUUGUUCCACCGCUCGCUCUCCCUAAUUCUCGCCAGUCUCAAGCCUGCGAUGACUGAUUACGAGGUCGUGCGCUGUCCAGAUGGUCAUUUUCGACAUGUCAUAUACGGUCUGGGACCCUAUAUCGCAGACUACGAGGAGCAACUGGUGCUGUCCUGCACUGUUAAAAAUUGGUGCCCAAAAUGUCUCGCAAUUCGAACAAACCUUGAUGGUGGUGGUAUGCAUCGCUGUCGGGAACACACCGACCUAAUGAUACAUGAAAACGUGCAUUCAGAUACGUUAUGGCAUGAGUAUGGUAACAUAAGUGUUGUUGUCCCAUUCACAAACGACUUCCCCUGGGCCGAUAUUUAUCAAUUGCUGUCCUUUGAUCUCCUCCACCAACUGAUCAAAGGCGCUUUCAAGGACCAUCUCGUGGACUGGGUAAUCAUGAGCGACGUAGAUCGCAGCAUUGUUCCUGGCCUCCGGCGAUUCCCUGAAGGCCGCGACUUCAAACAGUGGACGGGUGACAAUUCAAAAUCACUCAUGAAGGUAUUCCUUCCGGCUAUCAAAGGCCACGUACCUCGAGAUAUGGUGCGUGCAUUUCGCGCACUAUUAGAAUUUUGCUAUCUCGUUUGGCACAAUGUCGUUACCGAAUGUACCAUGCUUCAAAUUCAAGAUGCAUUGGUUCGGUUUCACCGCUAUCGCCAGAUAUUCGAAACCACAGGCACAGUCUCUCACUUCUCGCUCCCUCGCCAGCACUCAAUGUGCCAUUAUGCAGACAUGAUCCGACUCUUUGGCGCCCCGAACGGAUUAUGUUCGUCGAUCACGGAAUCCAAGCAUAUCAAAGCUGUGAAGAAUCCCUGGCGGUGGUCCAGCAAGAACAACGCCCUCGGUCAAAUGCUUUUGACCAACCAACGCCUCGACAAGCUUGCAGCGUCUCAUGUAGACUUUGCGACACGAGGGAUGCUUGUUGGCUCAGGCAAACUCUACAUCUUCAAUUCUGCUGCUGCGACGUUCUAUGCCCCCAGUGAUCCGAGCGGCAUUCGUGUGUGUCCACUCUGGCGGAAUGUCUACGCCCGUAAUGAUUGUGUGUUCAUCAACACCAAUCCGGGUGCUGAAGGGAUGCAAGGACUUGAAGUUGCAAGAAUCAAGUCCUUCUUUUCAUUCAAACAUGACUGGGAAUUAUAUCCCUGCACUCUCGUUCAUUGGUUUGACAAGGUCGGCGACUGCACUGACGAGGACACUGGCAUGUGGAUAGUGUGUCCCAGUGUUCAUGACGACGACUCCCCAAACCUCACCGUGAUUCAUAUUGAUACAGUCUACCGCGCAGCACAUCUAAUCCCUGUCUACGGUUCCGAUUUCAUUCCCAAUUCCCUCAAGUAUUAUCACUCCUAUGAUGCUUUCCGCUUGUUCUACGUCAACAAAUAUGCCGAUCACCAUGCCUUCGAGAUAGCAUCAUGA